CUGAGAGACGGCAGAGUGAGGACCUCCGACACAGGACACUUAAGUACACACAGUAAUCCUGCUCUUGGGACGGGUGUGUUAUCAUGUUCUAGCACCAUCCUGUGGCUUUAAGGACAUGGUACUCUCAAUUCUCCAGGUUGUGGUCACUUGUGUGUCCCUCCUGUGGUUUAUAAGAGUGACUGAUGCAAUGCCUGACCCCGUUCAGAGGGAGUUGCUGAUGCGUCAGGAGGCGUCUCGACAGACUGGGGGCAGAGUGACCCUGACACCAGCUGAACAGAAGAUGGAUGCUUACCUCCAUCAAUUAAAGGAGCAGGAGAUGAGUGCUGCUCAGUUUCCACCUGCUAUGCACUUUUUUAAAGCAAAGCCUCUCAUUGAGAAGAGCUCAAUCUUCAAACUGCUGCAGAAGAUGCCUAAAGGUGCAGCGCUCCACAUCCACAAGUCCACUCUAGUCGGUGUCGAGUGGCUGGUGAAAAAUGUCACAUACAGACCAAACUGCUACAUAUGCUUCACUUGGGACAACUCGGUCCGUUUCUUCUUCUCUGACCGCCAGCCUUUCCCACGAUGGGACUGCUUCUACUGGCAGCUACUGGAGACCUUGAGAGCCAAAACAGGAGAUCCUACUGGCUUUGAUAACAGUUUAAAGCAGCACCUCACACUGUUCACUGAGGAUCCAGAAGGGGAAUACCCAAACCAGGAUGUUGUUUGGGAGAAGUUUGAGAAAGCCUUCAUUGCAGCUGCAGGGUUAAUCACACACACGCCCGUGCUGAGGGACUACUUCUACAGGGGCCUGGAGGAGCUUCGGCAUGACAACAUCAUGUAUCUUGAACUGAGAAGCGGUCUCUCAAAGACAUAUGAGCUCGACGGAACCAUACGCGACAAAGUCUGGACUCUGAAAAUCUUUCAAGAAGUUACAAAGAAAUUCAAAGCAAAUCAUCCAGACUUUCUUGGAGCUCGUAUGAUAAUUUCUGUAAACAGAGCUUUGGGUGUAUCUGAGGUCAAAGCUGCAGUGAAAGAGGCAAUUCAGCUCCAAAAGGACUUUCCAGAAGUUGUUGCAGGAUUUGAUAUGGUCGGCAGGGAAGACAGCGGUAGGACUCUUUGGUACUUCAGGGAGGCUCUUUCUCUGCCUGCUGAAUCAGGGGUCAAGCUGCCGUACUUCUUUCAUGCUGGCGAGACAGAUGAUGAAGGCACAGAUGUGGAUCAAAACAUUCUCGACGCCCUUCUGUUCAACACCACACGCAUCGGUCACGGCUAUGCUUUAGCACAUCAUCCGCUCGCUAAAGAACUUUCGAGGAAAAAAAACGUGGCUGUGGAGCUGUGUCCCAUCUCAAACCAGGUGCUGAAGCUGGUAUCAGACCUUCGGAACCACCCUGCAGCCGUGCUGAUGUCCGAGGGCCACCCUUUAGUGAUCAGCUCUGAUGACCCGUCCAUGUUCGGGACCACAGGCCUCUCCUAUGAUUUCUACGAAGCCUUCGUUGGCAUCGGAGGGUUAAAAGCAAAUCUGGGCACUCUGAAGGAGCUUGCUGCAAACUCUAUCAGGUUCAGCUCCCUGCCAGCUCAACUGAAAGAAACAGGUCUGGCUUUGUGGCAGAAACAAUGGGACGCCUUCAUCGUUGCUAAUUCAUGACUAAUAAUAAUCCCCCUUUGGAUCCUGUUUGACUUGAAUAAUGUUUGUAAUAGAAUCAAAAAUAAGCUUACAUCUACAGAUCAUGAGCAGUCUUUAUUUCAACUCUUCAUUGAACCUUGUGGGGAAAAGGCUGACAAGAUGAUGACUGAGAAUAAGAUUGAAUCAAACUGAAGGAUCCAGCUCCCAACUUCUCUCCUAUCCUUGAACUGCCACGUUGUCCAGAACAAAAUACUAAACUUGUCUCAAAGUCGAGCAGCCAUUCUUGAUCUUUGGUUCGUGAGUUGUCUUGUCUUCUCCCUUCCGGUCUCUCAGGUUUCCUUGACUAGAUGUUGUAUUUUCCAGACCUGACCAGUGCAUUGCUGAACAACAAGUCUGUGAAAGCCGUCUUCACCCUUCGCCACUUCAACGCAUCUCUUUGUUGCUUUGUUUUGGAUUUGUCCACCCUGGGAUUAAAAAAAGAAACCACA
This is a messenger RNA of Notolabrus celidotus (New Zealand spotty), 2091 nucleotides long. RefSeq names its product adenosine deaminase 2b (gene ada2b). The transcript is spliced from 10 exons. Gene Ontology annotation, molecular function: adenosine deaminase activity. The record is from RefSeq and is a predicted model, not a curated record. Bases 116 to 1624 code for a protein of 502 amino acids. NCBI's taxonomy places the organism in Eukaryota, Metazoa, Chordata, Actinopteri, Labriformes, Labridae. Gene Ontology annotation, biological process: inosine biosynthetic process; adenosine catabolic process.